AUAGCGCUUUAGUACAGAUUUAUUGUAGUAUAGAUUUAUCACUACUGCAAUGAAGUGCUUUUCAUUUACCUUAUUUGUGACGCUUUUUGCUCUCGUCAUCUGUUUUAAUCCUGCUUGUUAUGAGCCCCAUGCGGUUACUGGACCCUGUAAUGCAGCUUUCCCUAUGUGGACCUACAACCCGGUAAUAAACAAAUGCAUAGAGUUUACCUACGGCGGAUGCCACGGAAAUGCGAAUAGGUUCGAUAGCAAAAUAGAAUGUGAACUAAACUGCCUUAUUAGAUUCCCGUAUGGACAAUGAUGGAAAAUUAUGGAAUAUGAAUUUCGCUCAUGCUAAGAAACGAAAUCCAAUAUUGCAUAAAAUUUCUCAGUUUGUCAAAUAAAAUCUCUGCAUUUAUGAA
This is a messenger RNA of Drosophila sulfurigaster albostrigata, 398 nucleotides long. Its product is annotated as male accessory gland serine protease inhibitor-like. The record is from RefSeq and is a predicted model, not a curated record. The coding region runs from base 50 to 298 and encodes 82 amino acids. NCBI's taxonomy places the organism in Eukaryota, Metazoa, Arthropoda, Insecta, Diptera, Drosophilidae. The transcript is spliced from 2 exons. Gene Ontology annotation, molecular function: serine-type endopeptidase inhibitor activity.